CAGAAGUAUCAGUCACUGACCAACCAACAAACCCAAACAACCAACUCAACAUGAAGUUCCUCAUCUGCUUGACCCUCUGCAUUGCCGCCGCCCAGGCAGGAUUCAUCGCAUCCCCAGUGGCCACCUAUGCCGCCACCUACUCCUCAGCUGCUCCCUUGGCCUACUCCGCACCAGUCUACUCCGCUCCAGCCUACUCCACCUACGCCGCCGCCGCUCUUCCCGCCUACACAUCCUACUCCGCUUACAGUGCUCCUGCUUACGCCGCUCCUGUGACCACAUAUGCCGCAGGAACUGCCUUUGCUGCUCCCAUCACCACCUACGCAGCUCCGGCUGUCGUCAGCUCCAUCCUGAAGAAGAAGUGAUCAGGACUCCUCUGGAAGUCGCAAUGACCGUUUAACGAUUCGAAACAUAACGAUUCCUUACCUAAAUAUAACAUAUAUGAGACCAAA
This is a messenger RNA of Drosophila yakuba, 449 nucleotides long. RefSeq names its product cuticle protein 16.5. The transcript has a single exon. The coding region runs from base 51 to 362 and encodes 103 amino acids. Lineage: Eukaryota; Metazoa; Arthropoda; Insecta; Diptera; Drosophilidae. The record is from RefSeq and is a predicted model, not a curated record.